Messenger RNA from Lachancea lanzarotensis, 330 nucleotides. RefSeq names its product LALA0S03e01926g1_1. NCBI's taxonomy places the organism in Eukaryota, Fungi, Ascomycota, Saccharomycetes, Saccharomycetales, Saccharomycetaceae. The transcript has a single exon. The record is from RefSeq and is a predicted model, not a curated record. Bases 1 to 330 code for a protein of 109 amino acids.
AUGUGUAGUCUUUUAAGUAAAAUAACUAGACAUCAUCACCGUUCAGGCGUUCGGUUUAGUUUGACAAGCUUCAAGAAGAGACUAAUGCCGGGAUCAACUUUACAGCAAGACUCAGAUCCUCGAAGCUCAGAAUCUCACGCUCAAUCGAAGGCCGAAGCGCUACCAAAGCAGUUAUUGAGCGAGCUCUUGAGUCUCCAGGAUGAGAUUAUAAGCCUUCACACACAGUUGAAGACCGAUAACGCACAGAUUAGAAAAGAUGUAUCAGAAUUCUGCUCAAUUGGUAAUGAUGAUGUCCAUGCAGCAACAGAACCUAGUGUUGAGGGCCCGUAA